Drosophila subpulchrella is the source of this 1807-nucleotide messenger RNA. RefSeq names its product SET domain-containing protein SmydA-8 (gene SmydA-5). Bases 94 to 1749 code for a protein of 551 amino acids. The record is from RefSeq and is a predicted model, not a curated record. Gene Ontology annotation, molecular function: protein binding. NCBI's taxonomy places the organism in Eukaryota, Metazoa, Arthropoda, Insecta, Diptera, Drosophilidae. The transcript has 2 exons.
CUGAAAUCAGCCGAGUCAAAAUGAAAAUUUGCUUUGCCAACGUAAUAAUGUAGAGCAGUUUGGUAGUGGAAGAGUACCUAUUCAGAAGCAACAAUGGAGUUGAGCACCGACUGUCCUGUUUGCCAAGUGGCUGCAUCGCAGGCUUGUACAAGGUGCAAAAUAGUGCGUUACUGCGGUCGAGAGCACCAGAAGCAGCACUGGCCGCAGCACAAGCGCAGCUGCAGGCCAUUCAGGGAGGAGCAGGAUGCCCAACUGGGCAGGUAUCUAAUGGCUACCCAGGACAUCGCAGCCGGUCAGAUAGUCUUUAUCGAGGAGCCGCUGGUGGUGGGUCCGAAGUGGUACCUCUCCGACGCAGAGAAGGAGGCCUCCAUCGUUCCGUGCGUGGCCUGUUUUAUGCCGAGCCGUCUAGGCAAGCACCAGUGUCGCAGAUGCCAAUGGCCAGUCUGCAGCGCCGGCUGUCAGCACGAGGACCUGGAGUGCAGUGUGCUUAGCCUGGGGUCGGGGCCACCUCCUCGUUCGAAUGUCCGUUCUUUGAACGAUUAUUUUAGAGGAGAUGCACUACUGGUGCUCAAAUGUCUGCUUCUGCAGCGACAAAAUCCGGCAAAAUGGACUGCCCUGCUAGAGAUGCAGUCCCACGAGGAGGAGCGCAGGGGCACCGAGCUCUACGAGGAGGCAGAAAAUCGGGUUGUCAGCUACCUGCAGCAGCGGUUUUUACACCGACUAAAGCCAAGCCUUUUGGACGAUUACGGACCGGAGUUACUGCAUCGACUGUGCGGCAUCAUCGAAACAAAUUUUAUGGUCAUCGAGCAACCGACUGGUGUGGAACUGAGCGGGCUGUUUCGUCAGGCAUGUAUGAUGGAGCACGCCUGUCAGCCAAAUUGCGACUUUCUGUUCGAUGGUAUCAACAAGCAGAUUGCUGUGCGAGCUGGCUGUGACCUGCGAAAGGGCGAACACCUACGGAUUACCUAUACUAAUAUUUUGUGGGGCACACAACUACGCCAGCAGCAUCUGCGGCUCACGAAGCAUUUUGGCUGCCGGUGCAGUCGCUGUUUGGAUCCAACAGAAUACGGUACCUAUAUAAGUGCACUGGCGUGUCUGGGCGAUGUAAACCAAACGUGCACUGGCACCCAUCUGCCUGUGGAUCCGCUGGACGAGAAAACACAGUGGAAGUGCAAUUCUUGUCCAAUGAUGGUGGACGCCGCCUACGUGACUGAACUGCAGACCCACAUGACCGAGCAGGUAGAGGGCCUUAUGAGCGGAUGUCCUUCCGCGAAUCAGGUUGAAUUGCUUCUGUCCCGCCUGUCUCAAAUGUUGCAUCCAAACCACUUUCUUACGUUCAACCUUAGACACACAUUGAUCCAGCUUUAUGGCAACGAAGAUGGCUUGCAAUUGUGUGAGCUUAGCGACGAGCAGCUGGAGCGAAAACUGCGCAUCUGCGAUGAGUUAUACAGCGUUUGCCAACGUCUUGAUCCGUACAGCAUCAAACUCGCUAUCUACGUGACGGUCAUUCUGAUUGAGAUGGCACAUACUCUGGAGGAGCAGGCUCGAAGGGCAUCAUCAGAGGGAAUUACUCUUCUGGAACUGGCACAGGCACGUCUCAAGAAAGCGCAGGUGGUCAUGAAGAAGGAGAAAGAAUCCGUAGCGGGCAAGAAACUAAACGCCAAGCUUCAAAAGGAUAUCUUUCAGUGUGAAAAUCUAAUUCUGGCCUAUACCUAUAACCAAAAACGUGACUUCAGUCGAAAAACCUAAGUUACCACCAAAAAGUCACUUGAAAACACGAUUUUUAGACAAGUUAUCUGAGCAAAUA